ACUGACAAAAGCAAUAAAGAAUCAGCCAUCAGUUUGUUUCUGAAUAGAUAGUAGAUGUUUGUGAUUCUCGUGGUGAUUCAUUCUUUAAACUGUUGUUCAGAAAGUGAAAGUAAAGUUUAGAUCGCUGGAGCUCAAAGACUGAAAAUGGCUUCACUAUCUGAAGAUGAUUUUUCUUGUCCUGUAUGUCAUGAAAUCUUCAAGAAUCCUGUUGUUUUAUCAUGUAGUCACAGUUUCUGUAAAGAGUGUCUUCAACAGUUCUGGAGAACCAAGAAAACUCAGGAGUGUCCCGUCUGCAGGAGAAGAUCCUCAACAGGUGAACCUCCAGUUAGUUUUGCAUUGAAAAACUUGUGAGUCAUUCCUGAAGGAGAGAAAUGAAAGAUGUUCAUCAGGAUCUGAGGAGAUCUGCAGUUUACACAGUGAGAAAAUCAAAGACUUCUGUCUGGAGGACAAACAGCCGGUGUGUGUGUUAAUUCACAGAAACACGUCAAUCACACAUUCAGACCCAUUGAUGAAGUUAUUCCUUCAUGUAAGGAGGUGCUCAAUACAGCACUGCAAUCAUUACAGAAGAAACUUCAACACAAUGAAAAAAUGAAAGGAGAGUUUGAGGAAACAGUUCGACACAUCAAGGAGAGGAAACAGAAUCCAGAGUCAUUUUCAUUACAGCUGUAGAUCACUAUAUACAGUUAUGAUCUGAUAUAUUUAAUAUAAUGGACUGCAGCUGAUUAUUUGUGUAAAUGACGAGCAUCAAUCUGCUUCUGGAUGCGUUAUAUGUCGGUCUCUGAGUUUCUCUCAGAUCUGAAUGAUGUGAUUGUGUUGAUGUGUGUUGAUGGAGACGAUUGAAGUGAAUGUGGUUUGAUUUCAGUCUCAAGCUGAGCACACAGAGCGUCAGAUUAAACAGCAGUUUGAGAAGCUUCAUCAGUUUCUCAGAGAUGAAGAAGAAGCUACAAUCACUGCACUGAGGGAGGAAGAGGAGCAGAAGAAGCAGAUGAUGAAGGAGAAGCUGGAGGAGAUGAACAGACACAUCUCAGCUCUUUCACACACAAUCAAAGACACGGAGGAGAUGAUGAAAGCCAGUGACGUCUGCUUUCUGAAGGAGUUUCCAGUCUCAAUGGAAAGAGUCCAGAUCUCAUCACAGCCGGAUCCACAGACGCCUUCUGGAGCUUUGAUUCAUGUGCCACGUUACUUGGGCAACCUGCCCUUCAGAGUCUGGAAGAAGAUGCAGGACAUCGUCCAGAACACUCCUGUGAUUCUGGAUCCAAACACGGCUCAUCCACGUCUCCUUCUGUCUGAUGAUCUGACCAGUGUGAGAUACAGCGGUCAUCAACCUGUUCCUGAUAAUCCAGAGAGAUUUGACUGGUGCCUCUGUGUUCUGGGUUCAGAGGGUUUUAACUCAGGAACACACUGCUGGGAUGUGGAGGUUAAACAGAGUCAAUUCUGGAGACUUGGAGUAACUACAGCAUCAAACCAGAGGAAGGGACGGGGUUUCUUCAACACUGAUGUCUGGUGUGUGGAGUAUGAGGACGAAAUGUUGUUGUACGGAGGGUCUUCAUGUUUUGGUUUUUGUGUUAAACAGCAGCUUGAUCGUGUGAGAGUGAAUCUGGACUAUGACAGAGGAACGGUGUCAUUCUCUGAUCCUGUAACUAACACACAUCUACACACAUUCACAACCUCCUUCACUCACACACUCUUCCCUUUCUUCUGUAAUUAUGAUUUAUCUUCCUCUCUGAGGAUCUUAUCGAUCAAUAGUCAGUAAUCUGUAGCUCCAGCCCGAUCUCGCAGCAAUUUGUAAAUAUUUUACGAGGUGGCUAAUUCGUACGAAUUCAUACGACCUUACUCAUACAAAUUGAUACGAUUUUUGCUAAAAAAUCCUCAGCUUCAAGGCUCCAAAUGUAAAAAUAAAUUCAGUUUUAAUGCCAGAUUUUAAACAGUUCCAGAUGAAGUCAAAGUGAAUUAAUAAAUGACUGUAAUAGAAAUCCUUCAGCUGCUGAUGUGAAAUCAAUGCAUCUUUACUGUCAUCUAGAGCUGAAACUGAGAAACUGACUGAAAAUAUCAGUGGAUUUAUUACAGAUGACAGUCACAAUAAUAAGAGACUGUUUGAUAAUGUAGUUAAUAAAUCUACAUGACACUAUAUGCAUUAUAUACAGGACUAAGGGAUGUGAUUAUAGUAAUAAAAGGCUUCUAAUAAAAUAUCCUAAUUUAAAUAAAGUGCAAAAAUGUGUUCAGGAAUUUUCAUCAAACACUUUUCAUCAAAAACAGGUUUUUCCUGAAUUACUAAAAUACAUUAUGUUUGAAAAGAAAUAACACACAUGCAUGAGCUAAUGUGUGUGUGUGUGUGUGUGUGUGUGUGUGUGUGAGAGAGAUACUUUCUAACAUGCAUUUCUUCUGUUGCCGCUUUAAAGA
Onychostoma macrolepis is the source of this 2400-nucleotide messenger RNA. Its product is annotated as E3 ubiquitin-protein ligase TRIM35-like. Gene Ontology annotation, molecular function: protein binding. The transcript is spliced from 5 exons. Lineage: Eukaryota; Metazoa; Chordata; Actinopteri; Cypriniformes; Cyprinidae. Bases 986 to 1753 code for a protein of 255 amino acids. The record is from RefSeq and is a predicted model, not a curated record.